UCUCGAUUCAACGCCAUUUAUUUCCUAUCUUUUCCCCAAACUAUAUCUUUCCGUCGCAUCACAACAAUCUUCAUUUCCGGCGAGAAUAUUUGUGGUCGUGCAAUCCAUUCUUUAUUUCUUUCUCCCAGUUGACGCUGCCAUUUUUGUGUGCUUCUUCCUCUCUUUCGAUCAUUUCUUCUCUGCAAUUAUUCCUAAAAGAGGCCCAGGGCACUGGGUUCCAGGCACCCACAAACCCGGGCAAGCCGCCAUCAAAACCCCACCACCCCCUUGCAACCUUGCACGGACAGAAGGGAAGAAGCUAGCCAGCCCGCCCUUGCGCCCAGACCCCAGCACACACCGGGAAACAGGGACCAACCUUCCGGACACCCCAUCAUCGUCACCGCCUUUGUCGUGGUGUAAUAAGACCAAAAAAAAAUUCCCUCCCGCCCCCCGGCCACCAAAAGUCACUCAUUGCCUCCCGACUGCACCCCACAAGAAACCCAAGAACGUCCAGAACAAAUCUGGUGGAGCGCCUGGAGCAAACGAGACAGACCCCAGACCGGCGGUACCACACGCACCCGCACCGCACGGGUUUGGUUUUUUUUCUCCUCUCCUAUACUAUACCAACAGUUCCCUCCCCAUUUUCAUCCGUCGAUUCCUUGACUCGACAAAUCACGGCUUCCUACACAAUAGGUAUUUUUUUGUGCAUAAGGCCAGACACCAGAGGGAUACUGCUUCUCUCAUACAUACCACCAGUGUGCCACCGACUCAACUCGACUCACUCACACACACGCACUCUAUGAGGGGAAAUAACACUGCUGCUGCACCCAAUCAGUCGCUCAUGAGCAGCCAGCCAAGCUGCCGCACCUACCGCGCAUGACGUUGCGACAUUGCACGCAGCAAUCCACCCUUUUACCCUCGCUCGCUCCCUUGGCUCGACCUUGCUCAUCAUGGCUGUCGUUCUGCAAUCUGACGACAACAGUUAUUUCCAGACUGGAGGUCUGAGGAGGUCACAUUCACAACCCAAAUUCGGUUCACAACAUUCCUCAACUCCCUUCCGCCAGUCCACAUCGGCCUCACACAUAGCCGACUCAUACAGCCAUCACAUGAAGCACUCAGCAUCACCCACGUCAGUGGCCAUCUUCUCAGAUUCAGAAGACGACACGGAAUUCUCGCUACCCAACUAUGCAAGCAGCAACAGCGUCGUCACCGGCUACACUUCUAGCGAACUGGACGAUAUGGAGGCACCAUCAAGUCCAAGAACUGGCGACACGUCCAGCAUAAACGACGACGAUACAACCCCGACCGAGGACUCUUCACAUCCCAUCACCCCCUCCGAGCACGCAGAUGAUGAUCUUACCAUGAGCCAUCGUCCUAAGCAGCACGUUGACUAUCUCUCGCACAACUGGCGAGAGGAGGACAUUUGGGAAUCUUGGAAGUAUGUAGUCGCCAGGCGGCAGGAAUACGGAAACUCGGCACGCCUGGAGAACGCUUCGUGGAGGACGUGGAUGAAGGCAAAAAACAACUUGCCUACCGUAUCCCCGGAAUCUGUUAAUUGGCUCAAGGACUGUGACGUGACAUGGUUGUACGGCCCUCUACAGAUGGCCUCGAGUAGGUCCGACCCAGUCGAGAUCUCACGCCGUCAAAGCGAGAGGCCCAAAUCGACCACCACGGACAAGAAGCCUAUUCUCAAAAAACGAAGCAUGUCGGAGGUUAUGCUGCAGAGGUCGAUAUCGACGUCCUCUCUGGUCAGACAGGCAGCGGCUGCCGUGCAGGCACAACAAAAGGAAGGCGUGCUGAGGCCAUCAGCCAGACCGAGGCUGGAAAGAGCAGCGACAGAUUAUAUUACCUUGCCACUUUCUUCUAGGAAUCUUAGCCCAGGAACUGCUGGGUCCAGCCACGCUGCUAGCAGUGCCUCAUCCCGACUCGAAUCACCGUCUGGUGAGAGGAAACACAUACAUUUUAAAGAAGAGGUUGAGCAGUACAUCGCGCUCGACGUCAGGGGAGAUGAUGACGAUAACCUGGGUACUGUGGAUGACAGUGACUCAGAGAACGAAGCGCUCAUGAUGAGGCGUACCAAAAUCAAGAAGAAGAGGCCGGUCCUCCGUAGAACCGGGAGCUCGGGCCAGGCGGAGAAGACCAUUGCACCGUUGCCUUCAACGACGCUCAAGUAUACGGGCUGCGAGGGCGAGGACGAUGCAUCAUCGGCCAUGAGACAUAGUUAUCGGAGUCCGACAUUGACACCCUCUUCGUCGCAGGAGACUUUGAGACCAACCAAAAGGGGAGGUGAUGAGUAUGAGGAGGACGAUGCGACCUCCUGCUCUAAAAACAAGUGCAAGGGAAAGAAAUCGGCCGGGUUUUCAUUUGCAUCCGACAGUGAGGAGGACGACAGUGACGAUGGGAUGCCUACCAUGGGCAAAGGCAAAGGCAAACCGGCCUCCUCUGGCUCGGGAUUGAAGCGUACAUCAUCGUCCGGCGGUCUCGCGAAACGAACAUCUUCAUCAACCAACCUCGCUGGCGCUGCAUCCUCCAUGAGCGAAUCGACAAGCAGCACUGGAGGAAUGCGACGGACAGAAUCCGGUAUGUUAAUGCCCUAUGAGGAAGGGGACGACUCAUGGGCGGCCCGGGAUGGUGGACUUGUCGGACGGGUCAUUGAUACGUACAACACAGCACGAGAUAUUGCGCAUGUCAUUUGGAACGUUGGUUGGACAAAGUAGCCUUUUUUGUCUAUUACUGAGAGCGAAGCGGGCGGUGCGCAUUGCAGGGAGAUUGUAUUGGUUACAGGGCUUGAUUCUAAUAUCGGCCCGGCCAACUGUCGGGGACUUGCUUACGAGGACGAGCUACAACCGGCAUCUAUUCGUGGCUGGCACAUCACCUAUUCCAACGCUGCGGCGUAUGAAGAAGCUAAGAUACUGUGGAUGGGAACCAUGUCACAAAAGGAGCUGUACGGGGUGACAGUGUGAACGAGGUUGAAGUGGGGAUUAAACAACUAUCCGCGAACGAACAUUUCACAGGAUAUCUGUCUUGUGACACUGUUCGACUGGCCUAACGUCGGGAUCCCCGCUCAGAUCUUAUCUCUGGAAGGACAGUGCAUUCACAAGUGCUCUCUUAUCAACGACAAAAAUCCAUGUGCGUUGGCUUGUGGCAGGUCACACCAAGCCAUGGUAUUUGACAAGCUCGCGAACAAACUUGAUCAAUAUUUGAGCGCUUGCUUGUUAUUGCUCGCAUGAGCUAUCACGACAUGAUUCAUAAUCGACCGACGAGGUCAUCCAGCAACCGAGCGACCUUCGGCUGUAUGUUUUUGUUUUACUAUAAUCGUGGGACGGAUUCCUUCAUUCAAGCCUAGGGGCAUGGCUGCGGUGUUCCGGAUCUUGUUUCUUUCCAGAAGUUAUCAACAUGAUCAACUGUUUUGUCUUUUUUCAACCAUUUUAUGGGCAACUAAUGUUUUAGCCCUCACAUUGUCUGUCAUUUCCAAGACUUGUUGCGGAGGGCUUUCCACAUUUCAGGCGUUUCUUGUUCGGUUCUCAAGGGACGUGCAAUACCCAUUCCUAUGCACGGGCACAAUCAACGACCAAAGGUACCGGGGCGUCAGAUGCAUACAAAAAAAGUUUCUGUUCUGUUUUCUUGUUUUGGGACCAGGGGUCAAAAGUCACGGGGUAUAUCUAUUUUACUGGAACUUCUUAUGGUGCCGUCGGUUUGCCCUUUUUGGGCAAUAUGCGGGCGUUUUGAGGAUUUAUAGAGAAUAAGCGUUGAGUAAUAUGGGACUUGUUACGGAGAAGCGGGCGAGCAAUUGAAAGACUGAGGAAGAUGAAUAGUCAGAUAACGGGAAAGUCUGUAUCUAGCAAAGAUGAACACGAAGCCUGUGAAGUAGUCUAGUUAGGAUUUCCAGAUGUGAUAAAAACAAGUGCAGAUACGCAAGACAACGAGGCAUCACAUCAAAUAUCAUGGACAAGAAGGAUUUUGUUGUUG
Molecule: messenger RNA, 3948 nt
Organism: Pyricularia grisea
Lineage: Eukaryota; Fungi; Ascomycota; Sordariomycetes; Magnaporthales; Pyriculariaceae
Exons: 2
Coding region: 930-2696 (588 amino acids)
Biological process (GO): cellular response to glucose starvation; protein catabolic process in the vacuole
Source: RefSeq, a predicted model, not a curated record